Onychomys torridus (southern grasshopper mouse) is the source of this 811-nucleotide messenger RNA. RefSeq names its product RNA polymerase II subunit G (gene Polr2g). The transcript is spliced from 8 exons. The coding region runs from base 87 to 605 and encodes 172 amino acids. Gene Ontology annotation, biological process: transcription initiation at RNA polymerase II promoter; DNA-templated transcription; positive regulation of nuclear-transcribed mRNA poly(A) tail shortening. The record is from RefSeq and is a predicted model, not a curated record. Gene Ontology annotation, molecular function: translation initiation factor binding; single-stranded RNA binding; single-stranded DNA binding. Gene Ontology annotation, cellular component: RNA polymerase II, core complex; P-body. Lineage: Eukaryota; Metazoa; Chordata; Mammalia; Rodentia; Cricetidae.
GGAAGCGACCCUGGCAUCUACAAGUGCUUCCGGUGAGGCUGGUGAAUGCGGAGUUCGGGGCCCUGAGAUCCCGACUUCUGCGGAAGAUGUUUUAUCACAUUUCCCUGGAGCACGAGAUCCUGCUGCACCCACGCUACUUCGGUCCCAAUUUACUCAACACGGUGAAGCAGAAGCUUUUCACCGAGGUGGAGGGGACCUGCACUGGGAAGUAUGGCUUUGUAAUUGCUGUCACCACCAUCGACAAUAUUGGUGCUGGUGUGAUCCAGCCAGGCCGAGGUUUUGUUCUUUAUCCAGUUAAGUACAAGGCUAUUGUUUUCCGGCCAUUUAAAGGCGAGGUGGUGGAUGCUGUGGUCACUCAGGUCAACAAGGUUGGACUUUUCACAGAAAUUGGGCCCAUGUCUUGCUUCAUCUCUAGACAUUCCAUCCCAUCAGAGAUGGAGUUCGAUCCAAACUCCAACCCCCCUUGUUACAAGACAAUGGAUGAGGACAUUGUGAUUCAGCAGGAUGAUGAGAUCCGCUUGAAGAUUGUGGGGACACGUGUGGACAAGAAUGACAUUUUUGCCAUUGGCUCUCUGAUGGAUGAUUACCUGGGACUCGUGAGCUGAGCAAGGGAGCCUCCAGCCUUGUUUGGUCCUGAUUUAGAGAACGUGACUUUCCUGCUUGGUACAUUGUCUGGAAGUUCAGUGUGGCCACUGUUAGGCAAGGAAGGUCCCUUGUCCCCAGAAGACUGCGUGUGCUUCUUCCAGCUGGCUGUGCUGUCAGACCUUUAGUCUGUGUUCUAACUAUAAAAGGUCUUUGGCUCUCAUGGAAA